AAGUCCAACUUGGCCACCAACCAUCACCGGGCACCGGCCCGGGUACGGGUAGCCAGCCUCCCCCGGUUCCCCGCACCGCCGUUCCGGCCCCUCGCAAACGCAAGUACUAGCAAGUAAAGAACAGCCAAACGCACGCGCUCCCACGACCUUCCUCCCACUUUCCCCUCCUCUCUCCCGGUCUCCCCCCGGUCCUCCUCCUACCGCCGAUGCCGCCGGCAUCGUGCCCUAGCCCGCCGACCUGACGCCAUGCCGCCCUACCACCGCCGGAUCCUCUUCUCCGACGACCCCAACCAUGGGGACUGCAACGGCUGGGGCAGGUACCGCUGCUACUCGCCUCCCUCCCCUCCGACCACUUCUCCUUCGCCCUCGCCUGCCGAUGUGCCUAGCCCGUGGGCUUCUCCUAGCCCGGGAUCUGCGGCGCCGGCGCCUUCUCCCUUCCGUCACCCGGCCGCGGGCAGGAGGGACCAGGGAGGGACCAGCGGGUACGGCGACGCCGCUGGGGCCGGCCACCACCGACAAUUCGUCAAUUACACCAUCAUCGCCGCCGCGGCGGUCGUAUUUCUCUCCCUGAUCCUCAUUGGCGUCUCGGUCGCCGUUCGUCGCCGUCAGCUGCGGCGGCGGCGGCGGCAGGCGCUCCUCGCCCCGGCGCCGGCCGUGGCGACCAACGUCGGGAACGACGACCCGGAGGCCGGCGGAGGCGGCGGCGGCGUGGUGCACCACGUCUGGUACAUCCGGACCGUCGGGCUCGACGAGGCGGCGAUCGACUCCAUCGCGGUGACGCGGUACCGCGCGGGGGCCGGGCUCCUGGGCGCCGCCGACUGCUCCGUGUGCCUCGGCGAGUUCCAGGACGGCGAGCUCGUGCGCCUGCUGCCCAAGUGCGCCCACGCGUUCCACGUCCCCUGCAUCGACACAUGGCUCCGCGCCCAUGUCAACUGCCCGCUCUGCCGCUCCGACGUUCUCGACCCCGCCGCGGCCGCGGCCACCGGAGUCGCCGUCCAGUCCAACUCUGAUCAAUCAACAGCUGAUCCAGAUGUGAACGCCAACGCCGCAGCCGAGCAAGUGGAUGCCGCGAGCGAUUCAACGCUGGAGCACGAAGAUGAGGAGUUGGAGAACGCGCCGCACUUGCAGGAAGACCAGCAGGAGCAGCAAUUCAGCACACCAGAGCCAGUGCCACAGCUCCCCUGCCCGCUGCCGUGGAAUGUGCGGCGCGCGGCUUCCAUGGACGCUGCGAUAGCGUCAACCGCGGCAGGCGUCGCUGCGCUGGACCGACUGUCAGAGGCGGACCCCCAAGGGGAGCAGAAUGGCAGGGAGAAGCAUCGAAGCGGUGCGACCGGCCAUCUGAGCAACCCCAGCACCGAGAGGCCCACGCCCAGCGGUGCCCCAAGGUCCUUCUUCUCGCGGCACUGCCGUGCUCGGAGCUCCGUGCUGCCCUUGUGACAGUGCCGAGAUCCUGAGCUGAAUUUUGCUCCUUCCUAAUAAUGUUACCCGAUCAAUCGCUCCAUGUGUGUAAUACUGCCUUGUUACUGGUAUUCUCAAACCUGGGGAUUAUGAGUUCAAACCCGAAAUGCAGUAAAGAAAAAUCUGCAAUCGGAAUAUACAUACUUGCAUCUUGCAUUCUGUACAUGCCUAUUCUUCCCUGCAAAUUGGAUUCAUUUCAUCAAGCUCAUCAGUCAAUCCCCACUAUCAUCUCACAGCUUUCUUUUAGCUCUUUAAAUGAAUUCUUUGUCUCAGCCUUUA
Messenger RNA from Brachypodium distachyon (stiff brome), 1737 nucleotides. Its product is annotated as RING-H2 finger protein ATL52. The record is from RefSeq and is a predicted model, not a curated record. The coding region runs from base 247 to 1437 and encodes 396 amino acids. Gene Ontology annotation, biological process: protein ubiquitination. The transcript has a single exon. Lineage: Eukaryota; Viridiplantae; Streptophyta; Magnoliopsida; Poales; Poaceae.